Messenger RNA from Neltuma alba, 993 nucleotides. RefSeq names its product peroxidase 44-like. The record is from RefSeq and is a predicted model, not a curated record. NCBI's taxonomy places the organism in Eukaryota, Viridiplantae, Streptophyta, Magnoliopsida, Fabales, Fabaceae. The coding region runs from base 1 to 993 and encodes 330 amino acids. The transcript has 2 exons. Gene Ontology annotation, molecular function: heme binding; peroxidase activity. Gene Ontology annotation, biological process: response to oxidative stress; hydrogen peroxide catabolic process.
AUGUCUACACACAGCAAGAACAAGACGCUGCUCUUCUUUUUCUUCUUUUUCCUCCACAAACUUCCCUCCGGAUUUGGAGCUCUACAGGUUGGUUUCUAUGGCUCUUCCUGUCCAAAAGCAGAGUCCAUUAUACAGCAAGUGGUGCAUCGCCGUAUCAGUGACGACAGGUCCCUAGCCGCAUCUCUGCUUCGCCUGCAAUUCCAUGACUGUUUCGUUCACGGAUGCGAUGCCUCGCUUCUGAUAGGAACCGGGAACGAGCAUGGAUUAAAGAAACCAGAGAAAGGCGCGUUUGAUAGCCUCUUCCUUCGAGGAUUUGAAGUAAUCGACGAGAUCAAAGAAAGCCUGGAAGCCGAAUGCCCUUCUACGGUUUCUUGUGCCGAUAUCAUAGCACUUGUGGCCAGAGAUGCGGUGGGUGUUGCCGGAGGACCCAAAUACGAGGUUCUUACAGGGAGGCGCGAUGGCCUUGUUUCAAAUGCCGGCGACGUUAAAUUACCACAGCCUGAUUUUUCAACGAAGCAAGCUCUUGAUUCUUUCAUCAGUGUUGGUUUAACAUCAUCUGACAUGGUUACCCUUUUGGGUGCUCAUACCCUUGGUGUUGCCCAUUGUGGUUUCAUCGACCCUAGGCUCGAACCAAGUUCUGAUGGGAAUCAAUCUUCUGAUCACCCUCCGAUGGAUCCAUUGUUGAAAGCCAAGCUGGCCAAGUAUUGUUCUGAGGAUGAAAAUCGCCGUGUGUUUAUGGACCUAGGUUCACCCUUUGUUUUUGACAAUUCAUUCUAUAAGCAGCUUCUUCUGAGAAGGGGCAUAUUGGAACUGGAUGAACGCCUCGCUUUUGAUAAUUCCACAAGAGUUCUUGUUUCCAGGUAUGCGGCAGACAACGGGGCAUUUCUGCGGGGCUUUGCGAGAGCCAUGGUCAAGAUGGGAAGCAUUCAAGUUCUUGUUGGAGAGGAAGGGGAGAUUCGAAAGAAUUGUGGGGCUUUUAAUAAUCCCGAGUAG